Molecule: messenger RNA, 3015 nt
Organism: Malassezia sympodialis ATCC 42132
Lineage: Eukaryota; Fungi; Basidiomycota; Malasseziomycetes; Malasseziales; Malasseziaceae
Exons: 2
Coding region: 1-3015 (1004 amino acids)
Source: RefSeq, a predicted model, not a curated record
AUGAGCAUCGCGACGCGUGGCGAGGGCUUUGAGCUCAUGAGCGGCCAGCCGAUGCACGGCGCCCCUGGUCGUCGCGGCUCCCGGCUCUCGAUCCGCUUUUCCGCUCUCGAGCCGGCCAGUGCCCUCUUUGCAAGUAAGAUCAUCCAGAAACCCCUACCGCCUAUACCCACCGAAUGGGGCACCGCCUUGGAGGCGGGUACGUCCGAAGAGGAGGACCGCGUAACCGCACUUGAGAAGCUCGAGGGCCGGCACCCGAGCAGCCAUGCACGCCGUCAGUCGGCCGUCCGCCCAUUGAUCCCAUCGUGGUUGGGGCUGGGUGACACGCCGCCCUCGUCGCAUGAGACGCUGCGGCCCACGCAUGCCGACAACUUGAGCACAGUGCACGAGGCUGAGGAGGCUUCCACGUCGCAGCCACGGCCUGAGGAGGCCCCGACGCCCCAGCCGGAUGGCGACACGUCUGACUCGCGCGUCCUGUUGCGUCCACUUCGCCUCAGCUCCCUGGCGCAGCCACGUGUCCCUUCAACACGCGCGUCACCUGCCACCAAGGCGGCACGACGCAUGUCAAGCAUCACCUACAAGCCAGACUCUUCGAUCGGAUCGCCCUCGAUCUCGCACAACUGGGACACGCCCCUGGAACAGCACCGUGUGUCGCACUCUCGUGGCACGCAGUCGGGCGUGACAUCAUGGACGGCGUCCGACCCUGCGCACAGCCUUUUUAGUCCCGACUCGAACCUGUCAGGCUCGCCCGGGGCGACCAGCGUUGAUUCGCUCGACCAGGUCGGCCCCAAGUCUGGACACCGCGUCGCUGAGUCGCGUGAUGGCGCACUCGCACACAGCGCCGAGCAUCAGCAGCUCUCGGAGCUGCGCGAGCGGCAUCAGAUUGAGGUCACAGCCUUGCAGCGUGAGCUGGAAGAGGUGCGCGACAUGAUGGGCACGCAGCUUACGUCUGUCACUGCGGCACGCGACCAGGCAACUGGGCGCGUGGCUGCGCUCGAGCAGCAGCUCCAGGAUCUCCAGGGAGAAUUGGAGGACACGCGUGGUGAGCGCGACAUGUACCAUGAGGACGUCGAUGACUGGCGCAAGCGAUGCAGCAACCUGGAGCAGACGAUCCAGGGACAACAGCUGCGCAUGAAGCAGGAGCAGUCAUGGCGCCAAGUUGCCGUGAAGCGCAUGCAAGCCAUGUCGAAUCGUCUCCGUAUGGACACCGAGUCGGAAACCAGCAGUCAGUCGUCGUUUGUCUCGAACGCCUCUCUUCUGGAGCCUUUGCCCGAGCUGCCCGAGCUCCCCUCAGAUGAGGAGACGAGUGGCUGGUCGUAUCGCAUUGCCCGUCAGCUCUCGAAGCAUGCAGCAACGUCGGACAAUGCGCCCGACCUCCCGCCUGAGACCGUUCAGCUGCUUACCGAUAUGCGCGAGCAGAUCUUAGCACUGUACUCGUCUCUCAAACUGGAGGAGUCCAACCACGAGCUGACGCGUGCUCAGCUGCGCGAGCAACAGGCGGCUAAUGCCGUGGCUUCCAAACCCGCAACGCCUGAGCCGCUUUUGCCCGUGCAGCUAGAAGGGCAAGCGACGCCCCGUCGCCCGCUCAACAAGCGCGCUGCAGUGACACUGGAACUGGGUGCGCCCCUGGAUGUGCCGACGCCCACGCCCAACGAGGAUCCCAGCACGGUCUCGUCGCGCGAUCUCGAGACGACCGCCGAUAUUCUUUUCCCGCAGGCGGGAGACAAUAUGGCAGGCAUGCCGCUAGUUGGUCUUGGCUUUGGCUCGACACCUAUGGCGGAGUCCAUGUCGCACAAUGUUUUGCAUGCACGAACUUGGACGGAGGAGAGCCUCGGACUUGCAAACCGUCCGCGCCGCCAGAGUGCACCGGACACGCCGCGUGAGACCGUGCAGCGUGAGUCGGGUGCGUUUGCGUGCCUGCCGGAGCAAAGCGUGCCGUUGCAGUAUUGCAGUACCGCCGAGGCAGCAUGGCCUGAUACGGAUGCAAGCUUUUCGAUGGAAGAAGGCCUCGUGCACCAUGGCUUACAGCCAUCAGUCGAUCUCGAGAGCGGGACUCAAGACCAUUCUUGGGUGACCGAGUCAUACGAGGGUGCGUCAAUGGCUGAGAGCGACUCGGCGGAAGGCCAAGCCUCGAGCGAUCCUGCUGAGCAUACGGGGGACAGUGCGUGGGUGAGUGACGACGACUCGGACGAAAAGCCGCAAGUUGCGUCGUCGCCCGCUACUCCGCGCCCCGAGUUCAUACCGGAAUGGAGCUUCGAGCAGGCGACAUUUGAGGCAGCGCGCGACGUGCAGAUCUACGAGCUGGCCGGCAAGCAUGCACAAUGCCGCUAUUCGCGUCGCGGUGCGCGCCGCUUGCGCAAGGCACCGGUCGAGGACUUUUUCGGCAUACUCAACGUGCAGAAAGAACUGGCGCCGCCGCUUCCGGUGCCUGACUACUCGCUAGAGAUGCCCCCUAUUGACACGAGCAGCAUGGAUCACAGCGAGCCGAUGGUGCGUUCAUCGUCGCUUCGCUCGAGCGACAGCGGACACUCGGCCGUUGGCCGUGCGAUGCUGCACGACGAAGAAUGGGAUGCGAAUGUAUAUUCGCCGCCGAUGCUCCAGCAGGUGUCGACAGAGAAUCCUGCCUCGGAAGACCUGUUUCAGCGGCCCUACACACCAGAGAACGACGCCUCGAACGUGUUGAAGCAGUGGAUUACACCGUGGGCUCCCGAGGUGUCUUCAGAGGAGGCGAAUUCUUCGAUCCCUGAUAUUCUAUCAUACGACGCGUCCGAGCCUCCGCCCCAAACGCCUACGCCCGAUCAGUCGACGAACUCGAAUCUGUUGGCGCCCUCGAUUCCUGCGCCCGGUACGCCGAUUCCACGCAGCCCCGGCGAUGAGCCAGUGUCGCCCCGACCGGGCCGUUUCCGCUACGUCAAGCGCAACCCGCUGACACGAAUUCCCAUUCCCACGCCGAUCUGGGACUUGAACUUUACGUCAACGACGGCUGUGCCCCAUGCGCCGCCGACGUUUACCAUUUGA